AUGAGCGACUACCACACCGUGUACCAAACGCCGGACGGCGAGUCCACGGAAUGGGACGACAUCCAGCGCAAGCUGGGCAACCUGCCCGCCAAGCCCAAGAAGCAGAAGCCACCGCCGUUCAGCCCGGCCGAAGAGGAGGCCAAGGGGGCGGAGGGGGUGGACCUGAAAGACGAGGCGGAGCUUUCCGACCUGGAGGACGACGAAGAGUUCAUGGACGACAGGUUCAUGGCGGAGUACAGGAAGAAGAGGAUGGAAGAGCUGCGCAGGCUAUCGGCGAGGCCGAGAUUCGGGUCGGUCAAGGAAAUUCGGUCAGGCGAAUUUGUGGCCGAGGUCACCAACGCGGGGAGCGACAUUUGGGCUGUGGUCCUGCUGUUCAAGCACGGCCAUGAGGCGUGUGAUGCCCUGAGCUCGUGCUUGACGAGACUGGCGGCUCAGUACACGGAAACCAAGUUCAUGAAGAUCGUUUCUACGGACUGCAUUCACGACUACCCCGACCACAACUUGCCGACUGUUUUGAUUUACAACAAUGGGGCCUGCAAGCACACCCUUGUGGGCAUGUCCCAGUUAGGGGGGCAGAGGGCCAGCCCAGAGAGCGUGGCACAGAUUCUUAGCCGUUACGGAGCCUUGUCCACCGGAGGAGGGCCGAAUCGACAAGGCUCAGCAAGCAGACAUGCUGACGAUGACUCUCAGGAUGAGGAUGAUGGGUACUCAGAUUGA
This is a messenger RNA of Ostreobium quekettii, 717 nucleotides long. Lineage: Eukaryota; Viridiplantae; Chlorophyta; Ulvophyceae; Bryopsidales; Ostreobiaceae. The record is from the annotation of a GenBank genome assembly.